Molecule: messenger RNA, 3649 nt
Organism: Onychomys torridus (southern grasshopper mouse)
Lineage: Eukaryota; Metazoa; Chordata; Mammalia; Rodentia; Cricetidae
Exons: 4
Coding region: 431-2959 (842 amino acids)
Biological process (GO): cellular response to interferon-beta; defense response
Cellular component (GO): endoplasmic reticulum membrane
Molecular function (GO): GTP binding; GTPase activity
Source: RefSeq, a predicted model, not a curated record
ACACCAGGAAGGCAGUAUUCCGAUCCAGGACGUGAAGAGCAGAGAGCAAAGACUAUGCAGCAGCAUCUGGAAGGAAACCCAGGCAGAUCAACCUUCACUUACCAGCUGUUCUGAUCUCCUCAAACACCAGAACAGGCACUCUGCAUCCCAUCUGGUUCCCAAACAUCCCAGCUUAGAGGAUUCCCUAGGAUAGCUACCCCAGUGACCUUGCUUCCAGAGAAGACCUGACCUCUCAGGAGGUCCACUCACAUCAUCACUCAGGAGCAGAUCAACUAUUUUAUCUGCACUGAGGAAACUAUCUCUAUGGCAGGGUAUAAACUCCUUCAAUGAUGACAUUACUGAGGUUGUGGUUUUCCAAACACUUCAGAGAGUAUGCCAUGCUCAGUACUGACUUGAGGAUCAUGCAGAGUAUUAUCAACUACUCCCAGUCAUGGGUCAGACCUCCUCUUCUACAUCCCCCCAGAAGGAGGACCCUGUUUUGACCUCCAGCCUUGACUCCAAUCUUCAAAAUUUCAAGAUGGAAACCAAAGUCCUGUCUCAGGAAUUAAUCACCUUGAUUGGAUCAUACCUAGAGGAUGGAAACCUUCAGGGAACAGUUUCUGCCAUCAGAGAUGCUCUGAGUGACAUUGAGAAAGCCCCACUGAACAUUGCAGUGAUGGGGGAGACUGGGGCUGGAAAAUCCAGUCUCAUCAAUGCUCUGCAGGGAGUGGGGCUUGAUGAAGAGGGUGCGGCUGCUUCCACUGGAGUCAUAUGUACAACCAUGGAGAGGACAUCAUACCCAUACUCCAAGUGUCCCAGUGUAACACUAUGGGACCUGCCUGGCAUCGGGUCCACUGCCUUCCAACCACAUGAUUAUCUGAAGAAAAUCAAGUUUGAGGAGUAUGACUUCUUCAUUAUUGUCUCUUCUGGACGCUUUAAACAUAAUGAUGCAGAACUAGCCAAAGCCAUUGUGCAAGCGAAUAGGAGUUUCUAUUUUGUACGAACCCACACAGAUCAUGAUCUAGUGGUUCAAAAACGGUGUCGUCCUCAGAGAUUUAAUAGAGAGAAUGUCUUAAAGGAGAUUCGAAAUUACAUUUCCAGUAUACUUAAGGAAGUUACCCAGCAGGAGCCUCCAGUCUUCUUAGUCUCUAACUUUGAUGUGUCUGACUUUGACUUCCCAAAGCUGGAGACCACCCUUCUGAGGGAGCUCCCAGCCCAGAAAGGCCACCUCUUCAAGCUCACUUUGCCAACUGUGACUCAUUCCACCAUAGACCAGAAGAGGGAUGCACUAAAACAGAAGGUCUGGAAGGAAUCUGUAAUGCCAAGAGCAUUGGCCACCAUCCCAUUUAUGGGCUUGACCAAAAAUGACAUAGAGAAGUUGGAAGAGACUUUGAACCUCUGCAGAUCUUCCUUUGGCCUGGAUGAGGCAUCCCUGGAGAACAUUGCUGAGGAUUUGCACGUGCCACUGGAAGAACUCAAGGCGAACAUUAAAUCUCCACAAUUGUUCUCAGAAGAGCAGGGUAAAUCCUUAACAGAUAAACUAUUAGAGUACAUUAGCUGUCCUUACUUUUCAAAGGUUUUCCACUUGCAAAAUUACUUCAUUGACACUGUGGCAAAUGAUGUUAAAAGUCUCCUUAGCAAAGAAGAGUUUUUUAUGGAGAAGCCUCUUCUAUGGCAAACAGCUACAGGCACGCCUUCCAGACCCUCUGCUCCAAUGGCUCAGCUUUUGGCAUCCAGCUUUGAAAACUUCUUUAAGAAUUUCAGGAAGGAAAACAAAAUCCUCUCCGAGGAAACCAUCACCUUGAUUGAAUCCCACCUGGAGAAUAAGAACCUUCCAGGAGCAGCUUCUGUGAUCAGCGAUGCUCUGAGAAACAUCGACAGAGCCCCCCUGAACAUUGCGGUGACUGGAGAAACAGGGGUGGGCAAAUCCAGCUUUAUCAAUGCCCUGAGGGGAGUGAGGGAUGAAGAAGAAGGUGCAGCCCCCACUGGGGUGGUAGAGACAACCAUGAAGAGAACUCCAUACCCACACCCAAAGCUUCCCACAGUGACAAUAUGGGACCUGCCUGGCAUUGGGUCCACUACCUUCCCACCACAAAACUACCUAACUGAAAUGAAGUUUGGUGAGUAUGACUUCUUUGUUAUCAUCUCGGCUACACGUUUCAAAGACAGUGAUGCACAUCUGGCCAAAGCCAUCACCAAGAUGAAUACCAAGUUCUACUUUGUCCGUACCAAGAUAGAUGAUGAUAUACGUAAUGAACAAAGGAGAAAACCUAAGAUUUUCAAUAAGGACGGUGUCUUAAAGGAAAUCAGAGAAAACUGUUCAAAGCAUCUUCAGAAGGCUCUCUCCAGUGAGCCUCCAGUCUUCUUGGUCUCUAACUUUGAUAAGUCGGCCUUUGACUUCCCAGAGCUGGAGACCACCUUACUGAGAGAGCUCCCAGCCCACAAGCGCCACAUCUUCAUGAUGUCCCUGCACAGUGUUACUGAGACUGCCAUUGACCGGAAGAGGGAUUUCCUAAAACAGAAGAUCUGGCUGGAGGCCUUGAAGGCUGGAGCAUGGGCCACCAUUUCAUUUGGGGGCUUGAUCAGAGAUAAAACACAGAAGGUAGAGGAGACCUUGGAUCUCUACAGGUCUUACUUUGGGCUGGAUGAUGCCUCACUGGAGAAGAUUGCCAAGGAUUUUAAUGUGUCUGUGAAUGAAGUCAAGGCACACCUCAAGUCUCUCCAUUUGCUAACAAGGACCAAAGACAUGUCCUUAGAAGAAAAAUUACUGAAAUACAUUGAAUAUAUUUCCUCUGUUACUGGGGGGCCACUUGCCGCAGGCCUUUACUUUAGAAAGACUUACUAUUUGAAAAGUCUCUUCAUUGAUACCGUGUCAAGUGAUGCCAAGACUCUUCUCAAUAAGGAGGAGUUUUUAUCACAGAAGCUGGGGUCCUGCGUGUCUGAUGACCCAGAAUACUGGGAAGCAGCUAUGAAGCUAUGAGGAACUUACCUUCUGGCUGGCCUUGGGCCCUGACUUGGAGCCUACUAUGAAGUAGCAAUCAUUUGCAGUGAAAGACCAGAGGAUUCACUAUCCCUUUCCUCUUUCAGAGACAGACUGUCACUGUAGCAAGUGGAAGAAGAGUCGUCAGCAGUGUAAAAACUCAUGAGAAAGGCUGUCUCCCAUUAAAAUAUCACAUAUGAGAAUACAUGGUUGUAAACAGAUGACUUAAAAUACCUUUGUCCAAUUAAACUUGGAUCUUUUGUCUCAUGGAUAUUCUCCAGGCAUUGCCAUACUCUCCUAAGAUGAAGAAAUCAGUUUCCUGCCUUGGUGAAUAUCUUUUGGUGUUUAUCAAGUACAGGAGGCUGGUUCCCAGCACACAUCUCCACAUGAAGGGGUAUCUCCUGGACCCAGGAGACACAUGGUAGACUGUGACCAACAUCCAUGCUCCCUCCAGGAUGGACACAAAAGCUACAUGUAGAUGGGAUUGUGACCAUUGUCCAUGAUCCCUCCAGGAAGAGCUGAGUAACACAGGGAUAGGUGAACACACCUUCAAGUCCUCUCAGUCUUUGAAAACAAGGAUAUUUUAUUUCACAUCCUUCAUCAGUCAACCUGAAUGAGUUCAAACUUCAGGCUGUAGGCAGCACAAGCACUAGUUACAUUUUCUUUCUGGGCUGGAGGGAUGGCUCAGAA